This is a messenger RNA of Aspergillus tubingensis, 3234 nucleotides long. Its product is annotated as 3-hydroxy-3-methylglutaryl-coenzyme A reductase. Gene Ontology annotation, biological process: coenzyme A metabolic process; isoprenoid biosynthetic process; ergosterol biosynthetic process. The record is from RefSeq and is a predicted model, not a curated record. Gene Ontology annotation, molecular function: hydroxymethylglutaryl-CoA reductase (NADPH) activity; protein binding. The transcript has 2 exons. Gene Ontology annotation, cellular component: endoplasmic reticulum membrane; peroxisomal membrane. Lineage: Eukaryota; Fungi; Ascomycota; Eurotiomycetes; Eurotiales; Aspergillaceae. The coding region runs from base 1 to 3234 and encodes 1077 amino acids.
AUGGCUGGCUCACUUAUAUCCUCGCGCUUCCGUGGGAACCAGCCGGAGUCGUCUCAGACGACUCCGUCAUGGUUCAAGGAGAAGAUCACACCGGGAUUGCUCUCCCUCUCCCGGCUUGCAUCGGCGCAUCCUAUACACACAGUGGCUGCUGUCGCCUUGCUGGUUAGCUCCUUAUAUAGCAGUCUGUUGGAAGACAGUAUAUUCGACAAGACCAAGUCUGUGGCAAAGGCAGACUGGUCAUCACUCACUGCCGGGAGUAGACGACUCUAUGCGGGCCCUCAGUCAGACUGGAACUGGCAGGCGGAGGUUCCAAACGCUCCAGUUUCCAGCGAUGUCGACCUUUCCAGUGAUAUCGACCAUACCGCGCUUCUGACUUUGAUAUUCCCGGAGUGGACAGACACCUUCUACGAGUCCCCGGCCACGCCCCUGCUCCAGUUGCCGAGCAACCUCUCUGUCACGCCUUUGCCCUCGACAUCCAAAUCAUUCAGCACCAACUCCAAGGAACACGUUCAUGCUUUCUCCCUCCCCUACAGCCAAGCAUCCGACUUCCUGGCAAUGGUCCAGGAAGUACCGAGCAGCAGCCCAGGACAGUGGAUAAUGAAGAAUGCACGAGCACAAACGCAGAACAGUCUAGCAGACCGAGCAAAAGAUGCUUGGGUCAGCUUCGUGGACCUCCUCAAGAAUACCCAAACGGCGGAUAUCGCCAUUAUGCUGCUGGGAUAUAUCUUCAUGCAUAUGACAUUCGCAUCGCUGUUCUUUUCCAUGUAUCGCAUGGGCUCUAAAUUCUGGCUUGCCACGAGUGUUUUGUUCUCAUCCACAUUUGCCUUCGUGCUUGGACUUUUCGUCACUGUGGAGCUUGGUGUACCCGUCAACAUGGUUCUCCUCUCUGAAGGCUUGCCAUUUUUGGUGGUCAUUGUCGGUUUCGAAAGGUAUAUCGGUCUAACGCGGGCUAUCCUAGAGCAUGCCAUGGAUCACCGCAGCCCCUCGGUUAACACACAGUCCGCCAUCGAGUCUGUCAUAACCGACAAGGGAUCAGAGAUCGCUAAGGAAUAUGCGAUAGAGAUCGGGAUUCUCGUAUUGGGAGCUUUAUCUGGGGUGCAGGGAGGGCUACAGCAGUUUUGCUUCUUAGCCGCAUGGACUUUGUUCUUUGAUGCCAUCUUUCUCUUUACAUUCUAUACGGCAAUCGUCUGCAUCAAGCUCGAAGUCAACCAGAUCAAGGGGUACACCGAUAUGCGUAAGGCGUUGGAAGACGACGGUAUCAGCUCCCAAACGGCCGAGGAUGUGGCUAGGAGCAGCCCGAGCAAGCCUGAAACGACGCUUUUCGGCAAGAGUGCGCAUGUUCCUCGAUUCAAGGUCCUUAUGGUAGGCGGUUUUCUCCUUGUCAACAUUGCCAGCAUGUGUAUGGUUCCUUUCCGCAAUACACACUCAGUUAAGGAUCUGGCUCGCGGACUGGGUGGUAUGGGCAUGUCUCCACCAGUGGAUCCCUUUAAGAUAGCCUCCCAUGGGCUCGACGUGAUCCUUGACAAGGCCAGGUCGAGCGGCCAAGAUACAUUUGUCACGGUCCUCGCCCCGGUCAAGUAUGAGUUGCACUACGGCUUUCCUGGAAUGGGGUCUUCCGAUGACAAUGGGGACAUGGCUUUCACCCUUGAUGGAUACGGUAUCGGCGGUCGUGUUGUUGGUGGCUUGCUCAAGAGCCUGGAUGAUCCGGUCUUUUGUAAGUGGGUGAUUGCCGCCCUGGUGCUGAGUGUUGUCCUCAACAGCCACCUCUUCAGUGCAGCUAGGCAGGGCGUUAAGAAUACUCCUGAGCAUUCCACUGAGUCAGAGAAGCCAGUCAAUGUGGUGUCUCGUAAUGUACCGUGCGAGUGCCAACGAGCUGUUGUUCCAACUAGCCCAGCAGCCGGGGAAGAAUUAGCGAUCAAGCGUACUCCAGAGGAAAUGGAAAUGAUGCUUGCAGAGAAACGCGCCGAUGAGUUAACCGAUGAGGAGGUUGUGGAGCUUUCUCUGCGCGGAAAAAUCCCCGGCUAUGCCUUGGAGAAGACCCUGAAAGACUUUACCCGCGCUGUUAAGAUUCGCCGCGCUGUCAUUUCCCGCACCAAGGCCACGGCAGAUACCACCAAUGCUCUGGAACACUCCAAGCUCCCGUAUGAGAACUAUAACUGGUCUCGGGUGUUCGGUGCAUGCUGUGAGAAUGUUGUAGGCUACAUGCCAGUCCCCGUUGGCUUUGCCGGGCCCUUAGUCAUUGACGGAAGGAGCUACUUCAUUCCUAUGGCGACUACUGAAGGUGUCCUUGUCGCGAGCGCGAGUAGAGGAAGCAAGGCCAUCAAUGCUGGCGGCGGUGCUGUAACCAUGUUGACAGCGGAUGGAAUGACCAGGGGUCCCUGUGUUAGCUUUCCAACCCUGGAUCGCGCGGGUGCUGCUAAGAUCUGGCUUGACUCCGAGGAAGGUCAGACGACAAUGCAAAAGGCCUUCAAUUCGACUACUCGCUUCGGGCGGCUCCAAUCCAUGACCACUGCGAUUGCAGGCACUAACCUUUACAUCCGUUUCAAAUCUACUACCGGCGAUGCUAUGGGAAUGAACAUGAUCUCCAAGGGCGUUGAGUACGCCCUGGAAGUGAUGAAGUCUGCCGGAUUUGAAGACAUGAAGAUCAUAACACUGAGUGGUAACUUCUGUGCCGACAAGAAGCCAGCAGCGAUCAACUGGAUUGAAGGACGUGGAAAGAGCGUUGUUGCAGAAGCCAUCAUUCCAGGAGAUGUUGUGAAGAGCGUGUUGAAGUCUGAUGUUGACUCCAUGGUCGAGCUCUUUGUAGCUAAGAACAUGAUCGGAUCGGCCAUGGCUGGGUCUAUAGGAGGAUUCAACGCACAUGCUGCUAACAUGGUAGCAGCGAUAUUUAUCGCGACGGGGCAGGAUCCGGCACAGGUUACAGAGAGUGCCAACUGUAUCACCAUCAUGAAGAACCUUCACGGCUCGCUCCAGAUCUCGGUCUCGAUGCCUUCUAUUGAAGUUGGUACACUAGGAGGUGGCACCAUCCUGGAACCUCAAAGCGCCAUGCUCGACAGUCUUGGAAUCCGAGGAUCGCAUCCCACCGAACCGGGAGCGAAUGCUCGGCAGCUCGCUCGCAUCAUCGCGGCAGCUACUUUAGCUGCGGAGUUGUCGCUCUGCGCCGCGCUGGCUGCUGGUCAUCUGGUUAAGGCACACAUGCAGCAUAAUCGUGCGCCUCCAUCCGGUGGAAAAUGA